Molecule: messenger RNA, 1191 nt
Organism: Salarias fasciatus (jewelled blenny)
Lineage: Eukaryota; Metazoa; Chordata; Actinopteri; Blenniiformes; Blenniidae
Gene: il12bb
Product: interleukin 12B, b
Exons: 9
Coding region: 44-991 (315 amino acids)
Molecular function (GO): protein binding
Source: RefSeq, a predicted model, not a curated record
AGCUCAGCUUCCAGAGGGCAACACUUUCUGUAAAGUAUUCAAGAUGCGCUCGUUACUCCUUGUGCUCCUGUGUGCCACCUGCUGCUCUGCCAGCCAGCAAGACAACAUUGAGACUCUGAUGGACAAUAUUGUGAUCGUGCACAUGAACUCCAAUCAGGGUUCAAAGGUUCGUCUGACCUGUGGAGACGCCUAUCAAAACGUGCCGGUGUUCUGGAAGAGAAACGGCAUGGAGCUGCAGCAGCCUCUUCUGGGGAACCAGGUGGAGGUUCUGGUGGAGGAAAUGGUCGGAGGGAACUACUCCUGUCACCUCAGUCGUAAUGGGGAGUAUCUGAACCACACGGUGAUCCUGAUCCAGCUGGGACCAAACAACAGGACUGUCAUCCUGGAAGAAACGUCCCCAGAAGAAGGUCACAUCCAUUGCUCGGCAUUCAACUACGAAGGCUCCUUUCACUGCUCCUGGACCAGAAGUCAGCUGAGAUCCAGGGCCCCCGUGCUUCUGGUGAAGGCAGAACGUUUCAAUGAAACGAUCUCCUGUGAGCUGGACGCCGACGGAUCAGGGGUUCGCUGCCAGGACGCCAACUGCUCACACAACGAGGAGCAGCACCGUAUCAAGCUCACCCUUUACAUCCACAGCUUCUCUCGCCUCGAAGUCUACACCAAGUCUUUCUAUCUGAGAGAUAUUGUGAAACCAGAGAAGCUGCCCAACCUGCGAAUGAGCCAGGGGAAGGUGUUCAGCUGGGACCACCCUCCCUCCUGGUCCCAGCCCUGCACCUACUUCUCCCUGCAGUACCAGGUCAAGGUGGUCCGCAGUGGACAGGAGUGCACCAGCGAAGAGCACAUCAUGACCGAGGACACUGAUCAAACUAUGCAUGAGGUCAAGGUCAAAACCAACAGGUUUGUUUUCUGCGUGCGAGCCCGGGACAAAUACACCACAGGGCAGUGGAGCGUCUGGAACCAAUGCACAGUGAACAAAGACAGUGUGAGCUGCUAACAGGCUGAAGGCACAGAGGAGCACAGAGGAGGAGAAGACUUUUUUUUUACUUCUGUUUGAGUUCUCAUGUGGUUUGACAGUAAAGCUAAUGUACAGUAUUUAUUCAUAUUUGAAGAAAGUCUUUAAAUUAAGAUAGUUAAAACUCAGUUACAAUAUCCUUGAUGAAUUUUGUAACUAAAUCUCUUUUUGUGGAGCCAAAA